Symsagittifera roscoffensis is the source of this 1351-nucleotide messenger RNA. Its product is annotated as transient receptor potential cation channel subfamily M member-like 2. Gene Ontology annotation, biological process: metal ion transport; monoatomic cation transmembrane transport. The transcript has 8 exons. The record is from RefSeq and is a predicted model, not a curated record. Bases 122 to 1351 code for a protein of 409 amino acids. Gene Ontology annotation, cellular component: plasma membrane. NCBI's taxonomy places the organism in Eukaryota, Metazoa, Xenacoelomorpha, Acoela, Convolutidae. Gene Ontology annotation, molecular function: monoatomic cation channel activity.
ACACUUGGUCAUGUUAAUAAAAGUGUAACAUUUGAGUUUUGAGAAACGUUUCAACUUCUAACGUGCUUUUUCUUUAAAACUAGCUACGAAUUAUUUUCAGCGUAGAGAAACUUGCUUUUUUAUGAAAGAAAGUAUGCACGCCGAGCAUUUCUACGAAAAAGAAUGCAACCUUUUCUGUCCAGGAAAAAAUUCGAAUACAUGUCAGUGCGGGUUGUUGAAAGAGAAACAUGAAAAGGAAGUCCUCGAGAAAAGUCACGGUUCACAAUGGGAUUCGGCUACUUCCACCAAGAAGACAAAGUGGCGAUGUGCAGGAACUGUUCAGUUUGAAAACCAAAAUCGAACUGAUAGAGGGCCAUCGCCUUACAUGCGAAUAGCCGAUGACGUGGAUGUCGACACUUUGGUGAAACAUAUUCGCGCUAGUUGGAAUGUUCCGGAGCCCUCUUUGAUAGUAUCUGUGACAGGCGGAGCAGCGGAUGCCGAAUUGAAAAAAGAGGACCAGGAACAACUGAGGCGGUGGUUACAAAAGGUGGCUGCAAUUAAUCAAGCCUGGAUCAUUACUGGGGGCACUAACACGGGUAUUAUGAAGAUAUGCGGAGAAGCUGUGAGAGAUCAGAACUUCAGUAGUGCACCAGGCACCAAUAAACAGGCGGUCGCGAUUGGUAUAGCAACUUGGGGUGCAAUUGCAGGCUCUGCAGAUUAUUUGACCCCGCCCGCAAGCCACGAAGAUGACAUUUACUACAAAGCGGUCUACAAAAAACCAGACAAGGGCGCUGAAUUGGAUCCAAAUCACACCCACUUUAUCCUGUGUGACGAUGGAAGCAGAAAUCAGUUUGGAAAGGAGCAAAAACUUAGAGGAAAGUUUGAGAAGGCACUCAGCAAUAUUGGAAAAGGCGGCCAAUUCACGUUCGCUGGGUCCAAAGUGCCAAUCGUCUGUGUUGUGGUCGAAGGAGGACCUGGAACAAUCGACACUACUCGGAAUGCUCUACUGAACGAUACUCCAUGUAUAGUGUUUGACGGGUCAGGGAGGGCGGCUGAUGUCUUGGCAUUUGCAGUGCAGAUAUCGAGAAAAGAAAUCGAUGAUAUCAAUUUCUUGACGUGUGAGCCUCAGUCUAAAAACUCUAAGUACCCUGAAAAAUCGGAGGACGGAAUAAAAGAACUUAUUCGUAAGAAGACGGAAAAGGAUCUCAACAUGAAAGGGGAAACUCUGGACCAGACACUGGAUUGGUUGAUGGAAUGUUUGAACUACAAGGAAAAAAUAACGAUAUUCAAGUUUCACGAACACGAUGACGAUUCCGCAGCUUAUUUCCACGUCUCAAUAAGUCUAAUCGAUUCAAUCGGAAAAUCAGGCUGA